AUGAUGGCGGCUCCAAAGCCGCCGGACAAUGGCCGGAAAAAACAACACUCCUUUGCACAAAUUCUCAACGUCUCUAAGCCAAAUCCCCAAAGUAUCAUUCAACCAGUUGAAAAACCAACUCCCGAAACAUUCAUAAAGUCUAAUCUGACAAUGGUAAAGGGCAAACCGGCCUUCCUGCUUUUGAAAGAGGAGGAUGAGAUGCUUGCAGCUCCGUUUAAGUUCUGCUUAAUCGGGAAAUUUUCGAAGGGAAGACCGAAGAUGGAGUAUUUGUGGAAUAAGUUUAACACGAUUGGCUACAAAGCUAGUUUCUCGCUUAGGAUGAUAGAUCAUAGACACAUCUUGAUCUAUUUUGAUUUGGAAGAGGAUUUCCAGAGGUGUUGGAUAAAAGGACUCCGGUCCUUUGAUCAUCACAUCAUGAGGGUACUUAAAUGGACUCCGAGGUUUAAGACUGAGCAAGAAUCAUCAAUCACUCCGGUAUCGGUGUCUUUUGAAGGAUUACUGGUUCACAGGUUUAAUGAAGAAUAUCUCCGGAAGUUGUCAAGCAUCAUAGGUCAACCACUAAAGAUUGACGCCCCAACGCUGAAUAUGUCUCGCCCCUCAAUUUUUAGGGCUUGUGUAGAAGUGGAUCUCCUUCAUGAAUUGCCGAAACGGAUUUUACUAGGGACUGAUGAGUAUUCAUAUUAUCAACAUGUAACGUAUGAAAACCUGCCUGAAUAUUGCAUGGACUGUCGCAAAAUUGGCCACUCUUCUCACAAUUUUCGACAUGGGAAAGCUAAGGAGGCGCCGGUGAAGGAAAAAGAACGCCCUGUGAUUGGGAAAGAGAAGGAGAAUUCGGUGUCGCAACCUGCGAAUAAGACUAAGCCACCUUCAACAAAUCCUACAUGGAAGACAAAAAAAGCAGCAGAAUCAGUCACGGGGCAGGAAACUAAUCAACAUAAAGAUGAGUCUUCAUCAGGUCUCACUGCGGCAGAAAAAAUGAAUAUUCCAACAUAUAUUGGGGAUUCAAGUCCUAUGGGUUCACAAGAUAAGCGUUUUCUUUCUAAAGAAAAAUUGAGUGCAAUUUUGGAGAAGAGUUUGCAGGAAGAAAAUUUGAAGAACACAUGGGAAGAAGAUGAUAUGGCUACAAAUCAUGAGACUAAAGAUCGGCAACUUAUUGAAUAUAAAAAGCAUUCGAUCUUGAUUCCUCCAUCAAACUUAUCGUCUCGUUUUGAUAUUUUAGCGAAACUAAUAAUGAUGGAGAACCUUGGUUUGUUGGGGGAGACUAAUGUCAUCCAAAACCUAGAAGAAUAUGAAGGGUUUUCACAGCAAGAUAUGGGGGCAAUAGAUGAGUUUAAUGAUUUUAUCAACAAUUGUAAUAUGCUGGAGUUUCCACUAGUUGGAAAUCUGUAUACAUGGAAGGGUACGAGACAGGCGGGACGAGUUUUAAAACGGCUGGAUAGAUUACUUUUCACUCAGGAAUGGUUGUCAUUAUUUCCCGUUGCUUUGGUUCAUCAUCUCAAUCGAUCCACUUCAGAUCAUGCACCAUUAUUGUUGCAAUACAAGGUGGAUAUGGACACAAAGCCAAGGAUCUUCCGGUUCCAGAAAAUGUGGUUUCGAAGAAGUAGUUUUUUUGAGGUUGUUAAGGAAAAUUGGGAUCAACCGAUUGAACAUCAGGCAACCACAGCAGGGCUGACCGUCGUGUUCGGGGUAUUGCUUUCGAAUCUGGAAGUGUAUCUGAUUGAAGAGUUCAACAUAAAGAGAAUCAGUGCAGCUCAAAUAUGCAAUCUAGUCACUGGACUCAUUGCGAUAUUGCCAACUGGAACCGCGGUUUUAGCCGACUCAUUUCUGAGCUGCUACACUGUCAUCUGGAUCUCUUCUCUCAUCUCAGAAAUGGGAAUGUUGCUGUUAACAUUGACAGCAACCUUUAGCAAACUAAGACCACCUAAGUGCGAAAAUGAUCAGUCAAACAAUUGCACAGAGGCGACGAAAAUCCAGUUGACUGUUCUUUAUCUAAGUUUGGCUCUAGCAGUGUUGGGGAUGAGUGGUACUCGCUUCACUCUCGGGCCAAUGGGCGCACACCAAUUCAACGAACCAAAGAACCAUGGAAUUUUCUUCAAUUGGUACGUAAUGGUUAUGAACAUAUGCAUUAUGUUAAGCUCCACGGCUAUUGUCUAUGUUCAAAACAACGUGAGUUGGGCUUGGGGAUUUGGGAUUUCAGCAGCAGCAAACAUAAUCGCUGUAUUGUUGUUCUUCCUUGGCACAAAAUUUUAUCGUCAGCUGAAGCCUCAGGGGAGCCCUUUUGCUGGUUUGGCUCAUGUUUUAGUCACAGCUUUUCGAAACAGAGGAACUCUGCUCUCUCAGAACCCGACAGAUUAUCACCAGGAGUCCAGGACCAUGAAAAUUACACCCCAACUUUGCCUAUCAAAUUUUUCAGGUAAUAGGUUCUUGAAUCGUGCAGCCCUGAAAACAGAGGGAGAUACAGAAGUUGUAUAUGGAUCUAAAAGGAAAUCAGGACAAGUUUGUACAGUUACAAAAGUAGAAGAUCUCAAAAGCCUAAUCAAAUUGCUUCCGCUUUUGGCAAGUGCAAUACUGUUUUGCGUUGCUUAUGUUAUCCAAACGAGUAUGGGAAUCCUCCAAGCUCUAACAAUGGAACGAAAUGUUGGACAUAAUUUCGAGAUUCCUGCCGCGACGAUUGUUGCCUUGUUAUUAGCAUCCUCUUGCAUCACCAUUCUCUUCGUAGAUCGAAUCUUGUUUCCAAUGUGGAAUAAGUUUUGUCGCCGCCAAAUCACCCCUUUACAACGGAUAGGAAUAGGCCAUUUAUUUUACAUCCUUAGCAUGGUAGUUUUAGCAUCGGUAGAGGCUAAAAGGCUAAAGAUUUCGCGGGUUCAUAACCCUCAAGAACAUGAAAACUCUGUUGAGCCAAUGUCAAUAUUUUUGUUGGUUCCACCGUUAGUUCUUACCGGAGUGGCAGAAGCAUUUCAUUUCCCCGGGCACAUUGAAUUUUAUUACCAAGAAUUUCCACAGAAUUUGAGGAACACUUCGUCUGCAAUGAUUUCUCUGUUCUAUGGCGUCGCUUAUUACAUAGCAAAUGCCCUGAUUCAUGUUGUUCGAAGAUCAACGGAUUGGUUGCCGGACAAUAUAAACAAAGGGAGACUAGACAACGUUUACUGGCUGAUGAGUGUAUUAGUAGGCCUCAAUUUCUGUUAUUAG
Oldenlandia corymbosa var. corymbosa is the source of this 3189-nucleotide messenger RNA. The record is from the annotation of a GenBank genome assembly. Lineage: Eukaryota; Viridiplantae; Streptophyta; Magnoliopsida; Gentianales; Rubiaceae.